AUGGUGAGUGGUGAGCAAAAUGUGGCAACAAUGAAAAUGCGUAGCCCAACGAUCAAGCAAUCUGCAUCAGAUACAAACCUGUCCCGCCGCCACAACUUCCGGUCGAAAUCUUCAUCUUCAAAAACUGUGAGAAGGCCUAAACAAAGCAAUGGUCGUUCCUUGUCAUCAGUGAACCUCCAACCAUAUGACAUCUAUGGCGAGUCUUCUAAUAGUCCAUACUAUAAGGGUCUCACAGAUCAAUCCCUUGCUGUUAGUUCCUGCCCUGCACCUCACUCUUCUACCUCUAACCUCCUUCCAUCUGGACAUAGUCCAUACUACAAAGGUCUUACAGAUUAUUCCCUUGUUAUUGAUUCUUGGAGCCCUGUGCUUCAGAACAAUCCUGCCAACAACUCCCUUCCACACGAGUGUAGUCCAUACUAUAGGGGUCUCAUAGAUUACUCCCUUGCACUUCAUCGACCACAGCUAUCACCCCCUAAGAUUAAGAAUCACUCUACUUUGGAGGAGUUGAUGACUAAGAUGGUCGAUGAUGAUGUUGCCUUUCUGACUGAAGAGAAGCCACUGAGGGAGAAAGAAUCAGAAGCAAUUAAGGUUGGGAGUGUAUUAGAAGAAAAUGCAAAGAAAACAAUUGUGGAGGAGAUCGAAUUGAUGACAAAAGAGGUGAUUGAAGAGAAGUCAUUGAGGGAGAGAGUAUCAGAGGCAAGUAUAAUUGAGAAUAAUGUAUUGGAAGAAAAAACAGAUAAAAUAAUUUUGGAGGAGAUGGAGCUGAUGACAAAAGGGGUCGAUGAUUGUGAUGUUGGGUUGGAGAUUAAAGAGAAGCCAUCGAGGGACAGGAGAGUAUCAGAGGCUAGUAAGGUUGAGAGUGUAUUAGAAGGAAAUGCAGAGAAAACAAUUUUGGAGUUGAUGACAAAGGAGGCUGGCGAUGGUAUUGGUGAUGUUGGGUUGGUGAUUGAAAAGAAGCCCUUGAGAGAGAGAGUAUCAGAAGCAAGCAAUGUUGAGAAAGUAUUACAAGAAAAUGCAGAGAAAGACAAAGCAGAAGAAGGAAAAUUGUACGAGUAUUUGUGGGCAACCAAAUACCAGCCCAUGACCUUGGCAGACUUCAUAUGCAACAGAGAUACAGCACUUCAGCUGAAAGAAUUGGUAAAAGAGGGGUGUGGCUGUAAUCAUUUUAUAUUUGAAGGACCACCAAGUGCAGGAAAGAGAUCCAUGAUACGGGCUAUGCUUCGAGAGGUAUUUGGCGCUGACAGAGUACAGGUCAUAGAAGAAUGUAAAGACUUCAACUGGAAGGGAGAAAUGAUUGAUAAUCUCCAAGUGCGCAUAAAUAAAUCACUACAUCAUGUUGAGGUCAAUCUCUCAGAGACAAAGGGAUAUGAAAAGCAUGUAAUUGUUGAUUUAUUCAAAGAAACAUAUGGGAAGAUCAUAAAUAACUCAAUGCCUUGUACCCCUGAAAAUUGCCAAGCGAUCAUUUUGUAUGAGGCGGAGAAGCUAUCGAGGGAAUCCUUGUUGUAUAUAAAAUGGCUACUAGAAAAGUACAAAGGGUGUAAUAAGGUGUUCUUUUGUUGCUCUGAUGGAUCAAAGCUCCAACUUGUCAAACCACUUUGCACCAUUGUCCGCCUUUCAUCACCAUCAAGCCAAGAGAUUGUUAAGAUAUUGGAAUAUAUUGGAAAAGAAGAAGGAAUAAAACUAUCACCGGACUUAGUAAAGAAGAUUAUUUUGAGGUCCAGAAACAAUCUCCGCCAAGCCAUUCGUUCAUUGGAGGCCACUUGCCGAAACAAGGAUUCCCUAAAAGACGACGAUUUAGUUUUAACUGGAUGGGAAGAUGAUAUUUUGAAUAUUGCUAAGAAUAUAAUUGAAGAGCAAAGUCCAAGACAGUUGUACGUCAUUCGUAGAAAGCUUCAAAGCCUCAUGAUUCAUGAUGUUGCUCCUGGGUUUAUUUACAAGUCUUUGGUAGCAGGGUUAACGAGUCUAGUUGAUGACUCACUACGCUCAGGGGUUGCCAAACUCGACAAGGAAUACAACAAAGCUAGUGAAAUCAAAUUUGAGACUAUGAAGCAAUUCGGUCAUGUUCAAAACAAACAAGUGGAAUCUGAUGAAAGGAACAAGGAGCCAACAAAAAAGAAUACGUUAAGUUACUUGAAAGUUGAAGAGUUUAUAGCGAAAUUCAUGAGCUGGUACAAGAAUUCGUCUGUAAAAAGUGGCAAGCAUGUGCAACUAUUUGGUGGAACAUUAUAA
Molecule: messenger RNA, 2229 nt
Organism: Gastrolobium bilobum
Lineage: Eukaryota; Viridiplantae; Streptophyta; Magnoliopsida; Fabales; Fabaceae
Exons: 11
Coding region: 1-2229 (742 amino acids)
Biological process (GO): DNA repair; DNA-templated DNA replication
Cellular component (GO): nucleus; DNA replication factor C complex
Molecular function (GO): DNA clamp loader activity; DNA binding
Source: RefSeq, a predicted model, not a curated record